This is a messenger RNA of Sordaria macrospora k-hell, 534 nucleotides long. RefSeq lists its product as uncharacterized. Lineage: Eukaryota; Fungi; Ascomycota; Sordariomycetes; Sordariales; Sordariaceae. Gene Ontology annotation, molecular function: monosaccharide binding; glucosamine 6-phosphate N-acetyltransferase activity. Gene Ontology annotation, biological process: UDP-N-acetylglucosamine biosynthetic process. The record is from RefSeq and is a predicted model, not a curated record. Gene Ontology annotation, cellular component: Golgi apparatus; endoplasmic reticulum; endoplasmic reticulum-Golgi intermediate compartment.
AUGGCCGCCCAAAAAGAACUGUUCUCCGCCGAUCUCCUCUCUCCCGAGGUGCAAUCGGCCCUGCCCGAGGGCUACAAGCUGCGCGCGCUUCGCCCGUCCGACUAUGACACGGGUUUCCUCGACUGCCUCCGCGUCCUGACCACGGUGGGCGACAUUACACAGGAGCAGUUCCAGGACCGUUACAACUGGAUCUCGCGACAGGACGGUGGCUACUUUAUCCUCGUCAUCGAGGACACCAACAGCAGCCCACCCAGAGUGGUCGGCACCGGCGCGCUGUUGGUUGAGCGCAAGUUCAUCCACAAUCUCGGGUCAGUCGGACAUAUCGAGGAUAUCGCCAUCGCCAAGGAUCAGCAGGGCAAGAAGCUGGGUCUCCGGAUGAUCCAGGCGCUGGACUUCAUCGCCGAGAAGACGGGCUGCUACAAGACCAUUCUCGACUGCAGCGAAGCCAACGAGGGCUUCUACGUCAAGUGCGGCUUCAAGAGGGCGGGUCUGGAAAUGGCACAUUACUAUCAGAGCACCAAGAGCAAAGCUUAG